Molecule: messenger RNA, 1800 nt
Organism: Penicillium malachiteum
Lineage: Eukaryota; Fungi; Ascomycota; Eurotiomycetes; Eurotiales; Aspergillaceae
Product: FHA domain protein
Exons: 4
Coding region: 1-1800 (599 amino acids)
Molecular function (GO): protein binding
Source: RefSeq, a predicted model, not a curated record
AUGUCUGGUCUACAAGUGACUGUAACCCUCACGCCGUUGGGGCCCGAAAUCCCACUGACACGUACCCUCGUCCUCACCCCCGCAAAGAGUGCUAUCAUAAUCGGACGUUCAUCUAAGCGUGGCCUGAAACACCGAUCUCCCGACAGUGCAAAUGGGUGGUAUGAAUCUCGGAUUGUCUAUAUCGAUGAUCUCGGCUCAACCCAUGGAACCUGGAUUAAUAAUACCCGACUGCCUUUCGGAGAUCCAUCGGCCCUGACUACUGGAGAUAUCGUGCGAUUUGGAGUGGAUGUUGAGCGAGAUGACGAAGCAUUCCCUGCACUCGUUGUUCGGUGCAAAAUCGACUGGUCGGGCGAGGCGUAUGCGACUCCCCUUGCCUGGCUUCCCCACACUUCCGCUGAUUACGUUUCCAGGUACCUCACUCCUAUCCCUCAAAGGGAGGACGUCAAGGAGCCACUUGAUUCCGAGACCCGAUCUGUAUCGAAGGCAACACCGAGCCCUUCCACAAACACCUUCCGUGUUCCUGAAGAUGAUAGUGACGUUGAGGAGGUUUUGCCAACUGAAUCCAAUAUUCCUCUCCCGCAAAAUGAGGAUAUGCCUGUGGGAAAUUCCAAGAAACGUGAAGAUUUUGACGGCAUGCCUACCUUAGAAGAUGAUGUCGAGCCCAAAGACAUCCCGCUUCAGUCUUCAAGGAAUGAUGCCCCAGAAUCAAACCUGAGUCCGAAGAUCGAGGAAUGUUCUUCCAAAGCAGAGGCCAUAGCAAAUGCAGAAAGUACCAAUCAGCAAGCUGAUGAAGAGUUACCUCCACAGUCUGAAGAUUUCGUCAAGUCAGCUGUUGAUGGGUAUGAUGCAGAAGAGAUGGAGGGAGAGCUGUCACUUUCAGAUGGUUUGAGCGCGGAUGAAUAUGACGAUGAGUAUGAUGAGGAGAUUGGAUAUGGCCCACUCGCAAAUCAUUCAAUUUACAGCGAUUCCGCUGCCAACAGUGAUCAUGAAGACAUCGCUUAUGUUUCGGAUAUACCUUACAUCUCGGACGUAUCUGGUAUGUCAGAGGAAUCUUACAGUUCGGAUAAUUCGGAGGACGAGUCUGCGGCUGGAGAUUACGAUGAGGAGGACUCUGAAGAUGACGUUGAUGGUCACGAGCCUUACUACUGCAUCGACCCCAGUCUCUUGGACCACUCUAAAGACGCUCGACCCGGCCAGUCUGUUGUGGGAAGUAAGGUCGAUGCUCUGGAGCCAACUCGAGUCGCAGUGCCCAACGACUUUAAGCACCACACAUCGAAACCAACUGCCAUGCGCUCACGCACUUUGAAUUGCCCAAUAACGACUCUUCUUGAUUGCCCGAUUCCACAAUCGAUGAACCGUGCCAAGAUGCUCUCUGAUUACGAUCUCUCAAUCGACCCCUCUAAUCAAGAAUCAGACUGUCCCACCACUUCUUACUACGACGGGCCAUUUUUCUGCAACGACGUGAGCCCUAACUCUGAGUGCAAUGGGCUAAAUAACUCCAAGUCUACAACUCUGAAGCGCAAGGCUUGCGAGAUGGAGUUGCAAGAUGCUCAGAUUGAUGACAACGCCAUCUUGCCAUCACCAGAGCCGAGUCUCCAAACACUCGACGAGUCGCAGGCCAUCGCUGCGAUCACUUCUGCCCUUUCCGAGGUAGAAGUUCCCAACAAGCGAAUCAAGUCUUCACAUUCCUCUUCGUCGCGAGUGGCCAGCUAUACUGCCACGGCAGUGGUUAGCGCUCUUCUAGGUGGUCUGGGCACCAUCGCACUUCUGGCCUCUUUGCCAGCAGAGUACUUCCAGUGA